ACAACGUGGUUUCGGUGUGAAAUAAACACCAAUUUCUGCUAACUGAUUUCUCAGGAGCAAUAUGCCUAAAAAAGGUAAAGGGAGGGUACAGGUGGCAGCACUGGUGUAUGGGUCUGAUGAUGAGCGCCGAUAUGAAAAUGAACCAGAGCCAGACCAGGAAGAAGAUGACUACUUCUAUGAUGAUGUUGAUAAUUUCCACUUGCAAAGAGAAAAGAUGUUACUGGACCAAGGAGUGCAGAAUGAUGAUGAUGACAUGUACUCAGAGAGUGAGGAUGAAGUUCUGGGUGUUGGUGGAGACAGUGACGAUGACCUUCUCAGUGACGAUGACCUCAAAGUUUACAAGAAACAGUUGCGAAGGAUGAAGCUGAACAGGAAGAAGAGUGAUAUGGGAAGUGACCUGGAAGAUCAGGAUGAAGAAGGGGAGCCAGAUCACACAACUUACGGCAAAAAGGUGUCUGAUUACUACAAUGCUGAUUUUAGUGAUGAUGAUGUUGACCUUUCUGGAUCUGAAGAUGAAGAAGGCGCUGCAGCUUUGGAGGAGAAAGAGGCAUUAGCACUACAAAAACGUAUCAAUGCUGAACUGGAUGAUCAGGACUUUGGACUGGACAUGUUCAAGGAAAAGAAAGUUGUGGAAGCUGAAGAGGAAAAGAUUACAAAGGAUUUAUCUAAACUGUCAAAGAAAGAGAAGUUACAGCUUUUGAAGAAGGAAUCACCAGAACUGCUGACUUUGAUAGAUGAUUACAAGUCCAAGAUGACAGAGGUUAGGGAUGUGUUGAUGCCUCUAUUGAGACUGGUACGAGAAGGAAAGAUUCAGGGAAAGGCUGGAGAUUAUGUGGAAACUAAAACCAAACUACACAUGAAUUAUUGUACCAACAUCAGCUUUUAUAUGAUGCUGAAAUCAAAACAGAUUGCAGUUCACAACCAUCCAGUGAUUAAACGCCUUGUACAGUACCGUAAUCUGAUGAAAGAGCUUGAGCCACUUGAUGUCCAGUUAAAGGAUGAAAUGACCGAUAUUUUGGAUCGAUUAAAGAAAGGAGAGGAAGUGGAAUUUUCAUCAGUGGAGGAGAAAAAACAGGGAUUUAUCAGGCGGAAAUCGGUGAAAUUCUCUAGACAGAGAGUGGAAAGUAAAAAACUGAGCCAGUUAGUGUCUGAAUCAGAUGACAAUGAUGAGGAUGAUACAAAGGAAAAAACAAAGAAUUCUGGAAGUGGAAGGUAUGAGACUGAGGAUGAGAAGGCAGCCCUGGUAUACUACCGUAUGAUGAAGGGGACACAGGACGGAGAUAACGAGGAAAUGGACAGUGGUGCGGAGGACGGGGAGGAGGCACCAGAUGUAGACGUAAUGGAGGAAGGAGAAGAGGAUGAGGAAGGCAAGAGAGCCAUCACUUAUCAGAUUGCCAAGAAUAAGGGCUUGACUCCCAAGAGGAAGAAAGAACAAAGGAAUCCUCGUGUGAAAAACAAGCUCAAGUUCAGGAAGGCCAAGAUCAGGAGGAAGGGACAGGUCCGCGAGGUUAAGACGGAGAUGUCCCGUUAUGCAGGAGAAAUAUCAGGGAUCAGGGCUGGUGUAAAGAGAGGCAUCAAGAUGAAAGUUUAAAUAUCGACAGUUGGAUAUUAAAGUUUAUCUGAAUAUAUU
Messenger RNA from Ylistrum balloti, 1630 nucleotides. Its product is annotated as something about silencing protein 10-like. The transcript has 16 exons. Gene Ontology annotation, cellular component: small-subunit processome; nucleolus. The record is from RefSeq and is a predicted model, not a curated record. Gene Ontology annotation, biological process: maturation of SSU-rRNA from tricistronic rRNA transcript (SSU-rRNA, 5.8S rRNA, LSU-rRNA). Lineage: Eukaryota; Metazoa; Mollusca; Bivalvia; Pectinida; Pectinidae. The coding region runs from base 62 to 1591 and encodes 509 amino acids.